CAAGUAAGGCGACCUUCUCAAGAGUUGUUGUUCGGAGACGUCACUUUUCUGGUGCUAAAGUACAUGUACCUAUUAAAGAGUUUCCCCACACUACCUAUGCCCCCGCCAUUCUACGGUAUCAUCAUUUGUAGCUUUUUCCUUUUUCCUUUUCUUUUUAAGCUUGUUACCUCAAUUAGCAACAAAAACUUGCACUUGUAAACAACCUAUCGCGACUUAUUCCUAGUCAACUUCAAUAAUACAUUCAGCACGUGAGCAAAUCAGGCUUGGAUCUCUUAACACGGUAUAUAGCAGUUUUGUAUUUCGCGUUAAUAUUGUAUUUUUGUAUUUAGUUACUCGCGUCCUUUAAUACUUUAUUGUCAACAACCUUUUUAUCCUCUCUUUUCUUCCCCCUCGCAUUGGUUAUAGGUCUAGGUACCUACCUACCUACUACAACGGUACAAAACAGGCCCGACAGACAAAAAAAAUGCGGACCAGAAAACAGACUCGCGAGGAGGAACAUGCGGCUGAGGCAAGGCAGACUGUUGUAUCCAUCACCAAGGUCGAGGCGCCGACUAUCUCCGCGGCCGUCAUCCCGCCUCCGAAGCGCGAAGUUUCCCGGCCUAGAAGCGCGCCGUCCAAACUACCGAAGCUGAUUCAGUUCCCGCUUGUAACCAUCUUGAGCUUGUCGCUCGCUGCGGUUGGUUACUCGUUGACGUGGCGAUACACAAAGGGUCCAAUCGCGCCGCACACGAGGCUCCUGACUACUUGGGAUGAUGUUGCGAUUGUUACCGGAUGGAGUGUAUUUAAACUCGCGCUGGCCUGGUUCGGUAAUUUCGACGGCUACGAUAUUACAGCUCUGAAUAUCCUGUCCCACGGUCCUCUACUAUACCUCCUGAAUACCUUUUACCAGGUGCCUAGUAACGCCCUCCUCAUAACCCUCGCCAUCGAGACUCUCGCUACUUACAUCCCCUUCCGCCUCCUGCGGCCGCUCUCCACCGUCCACGCCGACCCCAGCCACGCGCCCAACGCGGACAUCGUCACGGACCGGCCCAUCGUGCUGCUCACCACGCUGCUCGCGGGCGCCAUCUACAGCGUGACUCUGUUCCUCGCGUACGCGACGUACCUGCCCUCGUACCUCGUCAUGUACUUUACGAGCCUGCCCACCGUCGCCUCCGCGCACGAGACCACGUACGUCGGCCUGCUCCCCGUGACACUGGUGCUAGGCUUCGCGGCCCGCGCUUUCAUCUUCACGCCCGCCGGGGCGACGGCUAAGGACAAGGAAGAGCCGUUCAACCCGACCACCGCGACCCUGGGCGAGACGGUCCGCUGGAACUUCUGGGGCUGGAGCGCGCCGACCAAGGUUGUCAUCCAGCGCACCGCGCUCCUGAUGCUUGUCUCAGGCGUGGAUACCUUCAUCCAGACGCUAUUCACCAUCAAGGGUGUCGAAACCCCUGGCGCGGCGGCCUGGAGCAGCGUGUGGGUUAUUGCCGCCGCGGUUACGGGGCUUGCGCUUGGUGCUGUGGGGAGUGUUUAGGGUCUGAACGACUGGCUGCUCGGAGAAAAGAAAGGAGAAAAAAAGGGGGAGGAUGGAAGGGGAAAGAAAAGGGAAGGAAAGGAAUAGUGCAGGACAUAAAAAUGGUCAACAGCAGAAAUUGGUAGUGGCUGUGGUAGUAACAAUGUGAAUUAUUUCCAGGUCCUGGACAAAGGGGGGAAGGGGGGAAAGG
Daldinia caldariorum is the source of this 1703-nucleotide messenger RNA. RefSeq lists its product as uncharacterized. The record is from RefSeq and is a predicted model, not a curated record. NCBI's taxonomy places the organism in Eukaryota, Fungi, Ascomycota, Sordariomycetes, Xylariales, Hypoxylaceae. Bases 464 to 1513 code for a protein of 349 amino acids. The transcript has 3 exons.